AUGGACUCAGACAGACCCCAUUUCCUUACCUCCUCCUACUCCCGCCGCCCCGCUUCCUCUAUGAAGCUCUCCAAAUCCCUCCUCAGCCCCGGCCGCCCCGCCCGCGACGGCCCUCCCGCCCUCUCCUCCUCCCUCAGCCGCCGCCUCCGCCCCAACGGCAGCCUCAAAUCCGGCCACGCCUCCCCCUUCUUCCCCACCCCCAAGAAACGCGGCUUCGACAACCCCGAGCCCUCCUCCCCCAAAGUCACCUGCAUCGGCCAAGUCCGCGUCAAAUCCAAGAAGAAGAAGAAGAAGAAACACCCCCUCCCCUCCCGCUCCCUCUCCCUCUCCCGCCGCCGCGAAGUCAGCUUCCGAAAAAUCGAUCCGCCUCCUCCUCCGCAGGAGGGCCUUCCCCAGCACCGGAAUCAGAGAUGGGUGCAUCUCCCGAUCUCGAUCUGCGAGGCUCUGCGGAGCUUCGGCGCCGAAUUCAGCUGCCUCUUCCCUUGCCGGAGCUCUUGCUCGAACGAGGAGAGGGGGAAGGGCGAGAAGCGGAGAGAGCACGGCUGCGGGGCCGUGCUCGCGCGCUGGCUGGUGGCGGAGAGGGAGAUCGAGCUCGUGGUUGGCGACGGAGACGACGGCGAGGAAGGAAAUGAAGAGAGGAGGGUUUCGAUUCGAGCUUCGAGAAGGCACGUGUUCGAGGAUUUUGAGGUGAAGGACGAUCGGAUGGAGGAGACGGCGGCGGUCGGCAUUUGCAUUCCGCCGCCAAAUGCGCUCUUGCUGAUGCGGUGCAGAUCUGAUCCCAUGAAAAUGGUGGCUCUCGCUAACCGCCUCAACGAUUUAGACGCUGGCGAUGAUGAAAACAGCGAGAUGAAUUUGGUAGGAGGUGUUGAAGUUGAAGAAAUUAAGGAACAAGUUACGGAAUCGGAGGUGAAAGGAGAUGAAUUAGAGGAAAGCGCCGUCGACGGCGAAGAAGAGGUCGAGUCGAAUAUGUCGUCGUUCGAAGCCCUUCUCGACCAAGAAAAUGCAGAACAGUACGAUGACUGCUGCUGCACAGGUCAAGUUGAGGAAAGCCUUCUUUCUGCUGCCGUUACUGAACCCAAUGAAGAAGUUCAAAGCCGAGAAGAAGAAAACGAAGUACAAGAAGAUACAGAGUGUAGUGUUGUAAUAAAAGAUGGCGACGAAGAGAACGACGAAGAAAUAGAGUCGAAUGUUGUAAUAAAAGAGAACGACGAAGAAAACGAAGAACACGAAGAAACGGAAGCCAGUGUUGUAGUACUAAACAACGACGAAGAUGAGGAAGAGGAAGAGGCAGUGGAAGAGAAAGAAGCAGAGAAGAAAGAAAAAGAGGAGCCGUUAUUACCGGAAUGCUUGCUAUUGAUGAUGUGUGAACCGAAGCUAUCGAUGGAAGUUUCUAGAGAAACAUGGGUUUGCAGCACCGACUUCACAAAAUGGCUGCCGGAGCGGCCGCGGAGGGCGGCGAAGGAGCCGGUAGUCAAGAGGCGGCUCAGCGUCGACUCCAAAGCCAAGCCCAUGGCCGAGCCGCAGCCGCCGCGGUCGUCGUGCUCGCUGCCGGCGGCGGCGGCGAUGGCGUCGAUGAUAGAGCGGAAGCUGGCGGCGUGCGAGCCGUUCGUGCUGACGAGGUGCAAGUCGGAGCCGAUGAGGACGGCGGCGGGGAAGUUGGCGCCGGAGUCGUGCUUCUGGAAGAACGCGGUGAGGAAGCUGGAGCCGCACGCGAUGGGAGUCGGCGCGGCGGCUAGAGUCGGCUUCUGA
This is a messenger RNA of Salvia splendens (bonfire salvia), 1749 nucleotides long. RefSeq lists its product as uncharacterized. NCBI's taxonomy places the organism in Eukaryota, Viridiplantae, Streptophyta, Magnoliopsida, Lamiales, Lamiaceae. The transcript has a single exon. The record is from RefSeq and is a predicted model, not a curated record. Bases 1 to 1749 code for a protein of 582 amino acids.